Megalops cyprinoides (Indo-Pacific tarpon) is the source of this 2374-nucleotide messenger RNA. It is a transcript of the gene sptssb, whose product is annotated as serine palmitoyltransferase, small subunit B. The record is from RefSeq and is a predicted model, not a curated record. The transcript is spliced from 2 exons. Gene Ontology annotation, biological process: ceramide biosynthetic process; endoplasmic reticulum organization. Gene Ontology annotation, molecular function: serine C-palmitoyltransferase activity. Bases 574 to 816 code for a protein of 80 amino acids. Gene Ontology annotation, cellular component: serine palmitoyltransferase complex. NCBI's taxonomy places the organism in Eukaryota, Metazoa, Chordata, Actinopteri, Elopiformes, Megalopidae.
GUGUACGGGACAGUUUACGUCACAACCUGUGUUGCGGCGCAGCAUCACGACGAUGUAAUGGCUGGUCGAAGUCUGGAUGGGUGCGACAGAGAGCAAAAGUUGCUGGAAUGAAUCGAAGGUGUCAGCGUUUUUUUCUGACUGCGGCAAAACGGUAGGAUGUUUUGACAAGUACUGUUUGGCGUCAUGUUAAUAAAUCCGCGCGUUUCAGUACUUCUCGUUCAGGUAGUGUAAACGACACUGUCAUUUAAGCAGCAUUGCAUUGCGCAAAGGGAGCUGUACCCAUUAGCACUUGCGUGUACUAUACCUGGACUAUCCAUCGCUGACACAGGUGUAAACAGGAGUGGUGGGUGUGGUAUAAGACGAAAAAAGGAGAAAACGAAUAUGACCUGGCAUUAAGAGAACUGGUUGGACAGCUUUUCGUUUACUCAAAGCAGUGGAACAGUAGUGGGACGCAGUCCAUUGUCUCCAGGGUCCCGCAAUAAACUUUGCCCAACAUUACUGCAGGAUUGCAAGGCGAGCGCUUGGUUGUUUUUGAGUAUCCCUCCACCAGGGUGACUGACAAGGCAGAGCAUAAUGGACGUGAAGAACCUAAAGGAGUACCUGUGCUGGCUGUACUACCAAUACCUGCUCAUCACCGGCAUCUACGUCCUGGAACCCUGGGAGCAGUCCAUCUUCAACACCGUUCUCUUCACCAUGGUUGCCAUGGUGAUCUACACCUCCUACGUCUUUGUGCCCAUCCACGUGCGGCUGGCGCUGGAGUUCUUCUCCGGGCUGUGCGGGGGACAGCCGGAAAGCACGGUGGCACUGAUGAACUAAGGGGAACGCUCCUCACCUUCCCCUCUGCGGCACGGGCAUUCGGCUGUGCUGCAGAAGAUACUGGAUGGCUUUGAAAAAAACACACACACACAAACUGCUCUGGACUUCUCUGCCUCUUCCAAUCCGCUGUGUUAGAAAAGACAGUGCUUUUACCGCCACGUUCUACAUUUGCUGUUGCCUUCAUCUGUUUGUUUUUUUUUUAAUGAAUAGUCAAAUGACAGAUUCCACUCCGCCUGCGUUUUUUUUGUUCACAAUACAUCAUGAAGGAAUUCCUGUACAGUUCCUGUAUGACUGCAUAACGUUACCAUUUGCAUGAUAGGAUCUGUCCAAAAUAGGCUGCUGAUUUGCAUGCAACUGUAAUUAUUUUGGCAAUUCCCACAUUUCCCUGUCAUUCAUAUUUGGGAGAGUGGAGCUCCCCACACAUGCCUUUUGUCAUUUGCUGUUGACGGCUGUUUGAUAAUAAGGAAACCUAACCUAUUCCCCCAUGUAUUUUAUGCAAUUACAUGCUCCUAGCUCAACUGCAUUUCUUGAAUGACAGAUGCCAGCUGACAUCUCGAAAUCAAAUGCAGGAGUGGAUUGUACACGUCUGUCCUCAGCUUGAUUUGCACAUCUGCUCUCUCACCCCUCCCACCCCUCCCAUAAAGAAAGCAAGAUAGAGUGGGUGUUUUUUAAUGUCUCUGGUAUUACAAAAGCUAUAACCAAGAGGAAGUGCUGCUGCAGGGAAGAGAUUGCUUUAGUGCAUGCAGCAAAUGUAAAAAAAAAAACAGUUGCAUCCACUUUUUUGUCAGCUCCAAAAACGAAAUUCCCAAGACAUCAAUAAGACUUCAAUGGUUUUUCAUCUCAAUAUUUAUUGUCACGUUCAAUAUAAAUUUUACUUACUGUACGCUGGCAAAUUUCCAUUAUGUUAACUGUUAGAAUGCCACUACUCAAGGAACCUAUACAGUGUGUGAACAAAUAUUGACUUUGCUUGUGCUUAAAGGUUGGGUCUGUUAUCCUCGGUAAACAGGUGUUCUCUGUUCCUCUCCUCUUUGAGUGGAGGCGAAGCUGUACAAUUCUGCAGUGAAUGGAAAAACUCACCAGAGUGAGAAGAUAUUUCUAUGACUGGGCUUCUUAUUGCUUGGAGAGUAAACUGUGAAGACUGUAAAAACAAUAAGUGACAAGCAAUACUAAUUACUACGCCUUUGUCUUCCUGUUUGGAUUUUUUAUGUCUUUUUUAUCACUGAUUUUGUUCUUAAGUUAGAGCAAAGGGCUGCUGGGGAUUGUGUUAUCCAUUCUUGAUAUAUAUAUAUUUAUAUUUAUAUACACUGGUAAAGCUUGGCUGGUUACAAUGUCAAUUACCAAACUGUUUGCAUUUAUUUAUGUCAUGUUCAACAUUGUCUCUUGUUGCCAUAUAUGUAUUGCUCUGAUGGUUUGACUGAACGGCCACUUUUUUAAUGAAUGUAGCCCUGUGAUUAGACGUUUGACACUGCAGGUAGACUGAUUAGGAAAUCACUGAGUAUUGUUUGUGAAGAUUUAUGAGAGGAUAUAUCCCCUGUGUAUGAAUUAUGAUUUUAUUACC